AUAUUCUUCAAACAUAUUUUAUUCACGGCAAUGAUAUUUCUCCAACCAAUACAACGUGGUACCAAUGUGCUGAUAUUAAGAUCAUUGAUGAACUUACUUCAAAUACUACUUCUAAGACUUCUAGCGCAGUUUCUAUUAAUGCACCGCAC
Molecule: messenger RNA, 149 nt
Organism: Racocetra fulgida
Lineage: Eukaryota; Fungi; Glomeromycota; Glomeromycetes; Diversisporales; Gigasporaceae
Source: the annotation of a GenBank genome assembly